CGAAAUCCUAAAUCCUAGUUCAACAAUUAGCCUUCGCCGUUUAGCCCUGCGACUCAGCCGUCUCCCUGUCUUCCCGCCGGCGGUCGGCCUUAGUCUUCUCCGUCUGGCGUCUGCUACUCUGCUCCGAUUCCCUUCGGCUUUUUCUAACCCGCAAAGGCCCAAACCAAACAUCAGAGGUGAAGGUUUCUGUCACUUUUCCCUCAAUCUCUGUAUUCUUCCCAACUCUUCCUAAUUUCCUUUUAUUUACGAAAUACGAAAUCUUGCUAUUGAAGAAUAGAACGAUUUUAGCUUUUGAUUUCGACUUGCGCCUCAUUGUUCUUUCAAUUUAAUGGCUCAAUGUCGGCGACUCAAAAUCGCACCGGAUGCAAGGAGGGAUUUAAUAAGUGCCUUGCCGGUAGAGGUAAAGGACAGAAUAUUGGAAUGUUUGCCCACUCGAGACGCCGCCAGAGCUGCUGUGCUCUCAAAGAGCUGGAAUGAUGUUUGGUUGCAGCAUGGGCGGCUUGCGUUCGAUUGGGAUUUCUUGCUAACUGUCCCACAGUGCCGAGAUAAUUAUGCUAGAACCCUCGUUAACAUAAUCAAUAAUAUCCUCUUUUCCCGUGUUUGGCCGGUUAAGAAAUUUACUCUACAGAUUUCAUAUAAUGAUCCUUGGCCGGCGCAGUCUGAUAUUGAUAGGUGGUGUCUUUUUCUGUCAAGAAAUGGUGUGGAGGAACUUAACAUAAGUUUAGAUAGUAGUGAUGAUUGGGAGGAAUAUAAGCUUCCAUUUUGUUUACUCUCUUGCAGGACAAUUAAGCAACUGAUAGUCCGAGGUCCCUCUAUUGAUUUGCCUGUAAAUGCUUGUGGUAUAUUUUCCAAUGUCACUUCAUUAGCUUUCUAUAAUGUUGAAUUUAAGUGUAGUGUUAGUGGAAUUGGCUUUAGUAUUAGUUUUCCUAAUCUUGAGAAGAUGGCUUUUGGAUAUUGUCGAGGGAUCGAUAAGUUUGAGAUUGGCCAGCCAAAGCUUGAAAUGUUGUCUGUUAUUGGUUCUAUGUAUGAUGUAGUUGAUUCAAGAUGGUUGGCACCGCAUAUGAAAGCCAUUAAGACUCUUUGGUUGAGUGACUCUUCGUUGUGGGGUAUGGAUGUAUCUGCGUUUCCAACUGCAAUAAAUUUGCAAGUAAUGAAGUUAUAUGAAUUAAAUUUUGGUCUUCGGAAGCACCUCGUUGUUGCUAUGCAAUUGCUUCAAAAAUGCCCCAACCUAUGUGAACUGCGGAUUAUUGCAAAUGAGUUAGGUUGGAAGGAUGACAAAGAAGCUGCUUCAAGGCUUUUGGAGGAUCUGAACGGUGGCUUUGUUAUUCAAGAGCUGAAGAUGCUUAACACAAUCAAGAUUGAAUCAUUCCGUGAAUCCGCAUUCGAAAUGCUUUUUAUGAAAAUGCUGCUCUCAAAAUCCCCUGCGCUAGAGAGAGUUGUUAUUGUGAAUUCUUGGGGUACGAAUGCCUCCCGGGUGAGAAAAAUCCAAAGGAAGUUGGAAUGUUUCCCUCGUGCAUCUCCAAACGCACAAAUUGUCUGCAUGGGUUAUUAUGCGUCUAUGCGUGAUGAUUGGAUGGAUACCCAUGGUUUUGUCCUUUCAAGAUCCAUAGUGUAUGAGUGAUGAUUGGAUGGAUACCCAUGGCUUUAUCCUUUCAAAAACUUACUAUUGUGAAUUUCCAUGGGGGUUCAAUUUGGGUACAACUUAGAAAUGUAAGCAAUGGUUUCGUUGGAAGUUGAAAUGUUUUCAAAGUUGUUCAGCAUGAGGUAUUUGUAAUCAACAAGCAGUCUGCGCAAGAAUGGUCCUCUAUUUGCUUUUGUUAAUAAAUUACUUCAACUAUGCUGCC
Ipomoea triloba (trilobed morning glory) is the source of this 1844-nucleotide messenger RNA. RefSeq names its product F-box/FBD/LRR-repeat protein At1g13570-like. NCBI's taxonomy places the organism in Eukaryota, Viridiplantae, Streptophyta, Magnoliopsida, Solanales, Convolvulaceae. The record is from RefSeq and is a predicted model, not a curated record. The transcript is spliced from 3 exons. Gene Ontology annotation, molecular function: protein binding. Bases 329 to 1621 code for a protein of 430 amino acids.